Messenger RNA from Limulus polyphemus (Atlantic horseshoe crab), 5379 nucleotides. RefSeq names its product vitellogenin-6-like. NCBI's taxonomy places the organism in Eukaryota, Metazoa, Arthropoda, Merostomata, Xiphosura, Limulidae. The record is from RefSeq and is a predicted model, not a curated record. Gene Ontology annotation, molecular function: lipid carrier activity. Bases 17 to 4669 code for a protein of 1550 amino acids. The transcript has 27 exons. Gene Ontology annotation, biological process: lipid transport.
GCUGAACUGGUCUCUCAUGAUGCGGCUGUACUUUCUCCUCAGUGCUUUGGCUUUCAUCGGAGGUUUCACCAGUGUUCGAGGGUACGUUGAAGGCACGGAGUAUCACUACCAUUACUAUGGCCGGAUGACAAGUGGUUUUCCUGGGGCAUCGCCCCAACACUCCGGACUGGUUUUCGAUUCUGAAGUGGUUAUUCAGUCAUAUUCAGAUUACAGUGUCGUGAAGUUUAACCACUUCAAUGUUGAUAUAGUGAACAAACGUAUGGAAGACUUUGAACAUUCUCAAUAUCAGUUCCUGUCAGAAGAGGCAUUGACAAAACCUAUUACUAAACCCUUCAAAAUCUACUUUCACAAGGGUCGUAUCGUCAAGUUUGAAGUGAGCAGGGAUGAGCCUGAAUGGGCAGUCAACAUUAAGAAGGGUUUCAUGAGUAUUUUUCACUUAGAUUUUGAGCAAGAUAAUCCCAUCAACAUCCAGAAUCCGAAUCGAUUCACCAAGCCAAAUCCAGAAAGUCAGUACUACCGUGUAAUGGAGGAUGGAAUUGGUGGGAAAUGUGAAACUAUGUACAAAAUAAGUUCCGAGCCUUACUACCUAACUCCUCAUAAUAACAAUGUACUGAAUGUCACCAAGUCCAGAAACUACGAACACUGCACUGACAGGCCUUAUAGGUACUACAUCAGUGUCAAAGGAUACAAGUGUGUCAACUGUGAAAGCAAGAAAACAUAUCCCAUUCACUCAAAUGCCAUUUAUCAUUACAACAUCCGAGGAGAUCGUUACAACUACGUUAUUGAGCACGUAGUUGGUGAAGGAGAAGUACUCUUUUCCCCUUCUUUGACGAACGGGCAAACUACUGAACUGUCUCUGAACCGUACACUACAUUUGAAGGAAGAAAAGAAGAUUGAGAAGAAAUUUCACAUCAUCAGCGAUGUAGUAUCUCAUUACUCCCUUAGUUUCAGCUUUUCUCACAAAAACGUUAUGAAUAAAACAGCUGAUCUGCGUCAUGCACACUACCUGUUCGAUAUUUAUGGCUUUAAGGCAUCAGUGAAAGAGGUGAGUUCAAAAAAGGUAAUGUUGUAUAAUACAGCUUACAUCAUUGUUACGGAAGAGAAAAUAUCAUACAGACAGUUAUUUGUGGAAACACUUUCCAUCGUCGGCACCAAUCCAGCCUUCCUCUAUGGAAAAACACUGAUUGAAACCGGUAAAUUACCAAUAGAUUUUUCUAUGCUCUUCAUCCUGAAUCUUCCUUAUCAUGUGAAAGAACCAUCUGAAACGCUACUGGAUGAAUUCUAUAAUCUUUGCGAACACCAGGAGAUACGACAAAACCACGAAUUCCAAAGUACGUGUUACCUAGCUUUAAGUUCGUUAGUUUACGAAGGUUGUGUUCACUCCUAUUACGCUAAAAUUAAUCUUACUACUAAUCCAGUCUACUGCACGCCCAAGACGGCAUCCAAGUUCUUCAAGUACAUUGUCCGCGACUACGAACAGACUACUGAUGAUCAUUAUCGUCUGACUUAUAUAAAAGUCGCUGGAAACAUUGGAGUUAAGGACGGAAUCUCGUAUCUCAAGCCUUUUAUUUUAGGUGAACGUGAUUAUCCUCUACACAUCCGUGUAGCUUCAGUGUGGGCGCUUCAUCGGCUCGUGCACACUUAUUCAGAAGAGGUUAUGUCGAUAGUUGUUCCUCUUUACUUCAACACCAACGAGGAUUACGAGCUUCGGAUUGCAGCCUUUACUGUGCUCAUGUCCACCAAUCCUCCACUUUAUCAACUGGAGACCAUAGCGAAACAUCUGUACGUGGAACCCAGCCAGCAGGUGAUGUCUUUUGUUUACAGCACUUUCAAUCAUCUGGCUAACUCAACCCACCCUUGUCAUAAAAAAAUAUCUAACGAUGUGAGGCAAUCUCUGAGGAUCCUGGAAGAGUACCACCAUUAUCAUCCUGAGUUCGACUAUACCUUCUCACAUAACUUUAUCAAGGUCGGCUAUGAAAAGAAGUUCGACUUCGGUGAAUCUUUGCAGUUUGCUUAUAUUGCUGGCAAAGAUAAUUUUAUCCCAAGAUCGGCUUAUAUCCAGAUCAAUGAUUAUAUGGGUGGACAGUCUUUUGAUAGUUUAGCUAUGGGAUAUCGAGCUGAAGGCCUAGAAAAUUUGAUUGACAGUCUUUUCGCACCUGAAGGUCUAUUUCGAAGGAUGCCGUCAAUAUUCGACGUCUUCAGGCGUCCACGAAACAAUCGUAACAUCAGCCCCAUGAACAAAGAGCUGAAAGAAAUCAACGAAAAAGUGCAUAUCAAGUCACGAAAGAGAAAACCUGUGAAUGGUAACUUCUUCAUUAAGAUUUUCAACAGUGAAAUAACGUUUUUCACCUUCAACGAAAGUACUUUUGACAAUUUGUAUAGUCGUGGUUACAUUGAAAUACCAGACAUUGAGAAGAUCCUUAAAAGUGUGGGCUGCUUCCGUUUAAAACGUUUCUUCGUGGAGUUAGACUUUUUAUAUAUUCUACCGACAGAGGUCGGGUUGCCUGUGUUGUUUGAAUAUAAAUCACCCGGCUUCGUGCAAUACCGCAACAACCACUUCCAGUUCAGCGUGACUCCAUCACUAUUCAGCAAAGAUAGGCACCGUAAGCCACCUACCGAGGUGAAUUUGAACCUUGACGGACACUUUGUAUAUGAUCUCAACACGUUUAUCACUCUGGGAAUAGCAGCUCCAUUUUCACACGGGACUUUUGGGGCUGGAAUCAACACGCGGGCUUACUUGUCGUUGCCCUUUAAUGUGAAUUUCACUGUAGAUCUCACGAACCGAAAGUUUCACGUGAAAUACACACCAGUAACGCCCCACGAUAUUUUUCACUACGAUUUCAUACCUGUCACCUACAUUACUUCCAACUCGAAUUACCGGCCAUCGGAUCAUGGAAAUACUAUCGUUCCAUUACAUAAUGAAAACCACUUGCAUAAGUUUGAGCUCUCCGAUUACCUUGAUGACUUUUUGGGUGUAGGCUUCCAUGUCAAAGGAUUCUCGAAAGAACAUUGGUCAAAUUCCGAACCAUGGUUUAAGUUUCUGACAGAGAAAACCUUUCUGGAAAAUAUGUAUCACCUUAUUGCAAACCCUUAUCACAAUCCAUUCAAAGUUCACGUUACCAUGACAACACCCAUUAGAGAUCGUACAGACAAGUUCGAAGCAGUCUUCAGUUAUGAUUACCAUGGUGCUCAGUUACCUGAUCACAAACACUUUUCGUCCACAUACCACAACUACGCUGAUGAGUACGAUAACUAUGUCCAGUCCCGCACUGACCGAAAGUCAUCCACAUACAUUUUGAAAGCGGAGCUUACUGCCCAUGGUCAGCGAGAGCGAAAAUUGAUUUCCGAACUGACAUAUUCAUUUAGCCGAGACAAUCUGUAUCAUAAAUUUAGUUUCUACUUCGAUAGAACACCUUUCUACUCUGAAGAAAGCGAGAACUUCAAGAUUUGUAUGAAAGGUUCCAUGAAGUAUCCUCGCUAUGACUUUCAACCUCUAUUUGAAUUGAAUACCCAUACCCUCGACCAUAAAGUGAACUUUACCGCUGACUUACACUUCGGACGAGACUGUGAAUCAAACUCCAAAGUAACAUUUAGAGGACAUUUCGAUCGAACGGAGGAGCAACGCUAUUUGGAGGAGCAAAAGCGUCAUAAACUGACCCACGACUACAACAAUCCAUACGCUUACUAUUAUCAAAAGUGUAUAGAAGGUCGUAUAAACAACCACAUAUACAACGAAAACUGUUACUACUAUGUUUUACUAGCUACUCAACUGAGGCAAGUCAUCUUAGACGUUGCAUACGAAAAUAUUCCAGACAAUGUCGGAAACCUAACUCACAAAGCAGAUUACCUCCUAAAAUACUUCCUCUUCCCGUAUAUGGAAAACAAUGACUGCAAUGUGAAUCACGAGGAAAAACACGUUCAUUUUGAGGCUAACCUAUCCAUGUUAACUCCGACAGUGGACAUACGUUUCUACAAACCUCAUGAACAAACCUUCUUCACGCAUGCUCAAAUCCCUGCUGAUGUUCGUCCACUUAACGCUUUUCCUGCUUUCGACUACUCCUAUCUACAAGAAUAUUCUCAUUACUUUAAAAACUCAUUUUGCCGUGUGACAGCUAGCAGAGUGCUAACGUUUGACAAAGUCACUUACGAGUUUCCUUGUACUGUCAGUGACUGCUACCGUAUUGUGGCUAGAGACUGCUCGGAACCGAGCAGCUUCGUCAUUCUUGGUGCCCAUACGUCAAACCCAAAAUAUACUAUGGCAAUGAAGAUGUUCUUUCAUGACUAUAAGAUAGAAGUCUUAUCAGUGUCUGCUAACUCGGGCUUGAUAGUCCGUGUUAACUAUGAACGAGUUUUCGUCACUGAAGAGAAGCCUUUUUUUGAAUAUGUUUUCGAAGGCGGCCGUAGGGAGGAACUGUACUACAUUUCUUAUAAUGGUUUCUACUAUACCUUUCACUCGGACAGAUAUGGUAUCACUGUCUAUUGUGAUGGCAACGCUAUCCAGAUUGAGCUUUCAAGAUACUAUAUUGGCAAACAGUGUGGUUUGUGUGGAGAAUACGACAGUGAUAAAUUCCACGAGCUAACGGGUCCACAAGGUCGGGUAUAUCACAAUAUUUCUUCAUUUGUCUACAGUUACGCUGUACCUGAAGAUACCUGCACUAUUCCAAACUAAUAGAUUUGUUGCUUUUCAUAGACUACUUAAAAUCAGUUCUGGUUUUUCUUUCCUGAAGCUGGUUGCACUCUUCACCGCAACAGUUAUGAGUUCAAUGGCAACAAUUACCAUGAAAUUAAAGCAUGUUUCAUUAUUGUCCCUUAUCCUGUGUGUUCUCCAGGUUUUGUUCACACCAAGACAGUUCAACAGAAGACUAGUUUUCACUCUGAACCAUAAGGAAACAUUCACUCGUACACUACUGAAAAAGGUCAAGAAUUUAGUCUUACAUGAGUAGAAGGACAAAAAAGAAAAUCAUUACGAUUUUAUUGAAUCUCCAGAAGCGUAGCACCAUCCCGGAAAGACACCGAUAAUUAAUGUUUUCAAAACCAUCAUUCCAUACAUUUAUACCUAGCAAAAUUGUUCCCUUGACUUUUUUUAUAAAUUCAUUCAUCUCUUCAAAAAUCAGACUUUUCUGUUUGUUUUUCUUUGCAAAUCAUUUUCACAAUGUAGUAUCAUUUUUAACCAUUUUUACUGUCUUUAAUUUCUAUAUGUAUCUCCUGUAAAUUCAAUCAUUUCACAGUGUUGUCUUCUAAGCACGACGUUGAGUUUAAGAUUGUAUCAACAUACGAAAUACUUGCUCAUAUUCAGUAUCAGAGCUAGGAAUUACAUUACUUAUAAUGAUUUUAGAAAACCAAACUGAAUUUUGAAAUAAACAUAUUACAUAUACAGUU